GUACUGAGUUUGUGGCUGCAGAAGGCCGGUAUGAGUUACUCCAAGAUAUCUUUUUAGACCAAGUACUCCCACAUCCAGUCAUCCAUACCUACGUUUCAUCUGUCUCUGUCAAGUAUAAAGACUAUCCAAGCAGUAACAGUGCAGGAACAAAGGCGCAUGCGAAACAGUGGCAAGAGAAAGAAGCCCAAGAAUAACAUUACCAAAACAAACUCGACUUUUGUGACCAAGAUCACAACACACGAGAACUUAGCCAAAAUCCUUGCAAACCGCGCAGGUGAGGACGUCUAUCUCUUCUGGAACACCGGAAAGACAUUUACGUGGAGUGACCUAGGACAGAAGCCAAAUGAGCCAUUAUCACAUAUCCUAUUCAGUAAAGCGUUCCCUUCAUCGCAUGAUGUCAACGUCCUCACUCGAAGUUGCGAUCAUUUGGAUGUUAUCAUUGGGUUCUCGACAGGAGACAUCAUCUGGUUUGAUCCGCUCUGUAAUAAGUAUUACAGACUUAAUAAACAGGCUAUCAUCAAGGAUAGUGCAGUGACAAUGAUUAAAUGGAUGCCAGGGUCUGAAAGUCAGUUCAUGGCAGCAUUCCAUGAUGGAAGUAUUCUAAUUAUGGAUAAAGAACGAGAUGACAACGCCUUCUCGGUACCGGCGUCAUCUAACGAAAAUGUAUUUCAAGUCACUAGACCGAAAGGCAAACACAAUCCAAUAUCUCAUUGGCAAGUCAGUAAAAAACCAAUUACAGCAUUCGCUUUCUCGCCAGAUCUGCAGCAUGUGGCGGUGGUAUCGAUGGACGGUUGCCUAAGAAUAAUCGACUUCCGAAAUGAGAGACUUCUAGAUACCUUUUCUGCUUACUUUGGAGCCUUAAAUUGCGUUUGCUGGAGUCCUGACGGGAAAUAUAUUUUAACUGGAGGUCAGGACGAUCUUGUGACGAUCUGGUCGUUCAAGGACCAAAGGAUUGUGGCUCGUUGCCAAGGACACCAAUCAUAUGUUACUGGCGUUGCAUUUGAUCCUUGGAGAUGCGACGAACGAAAUUAUCGGUUUGGUAGUGUUGGGGAGGAUGCAAAGCUUCUCCUUUGGGACUUUAGUGUCAGCGCCCUUCACAAACCCAAGGCUGCUAUCGCCCAUAGACGUGGAAGCAAUGCCACUGUACUAAACAUGGCAGGAUCAGGAAGCGCAGGCUACAAACCAGGACAUGCGAGUAAAGGAAGCAUUAGCAGUCUUCGUGGUUCCGGUGGGCAUAGCUUAUUUUCUGGACACCAUACCAGCAAACCAUCGACUGCACAGCCGCUACAAACAACUCCAACACCAGCACCAGCGGCAGCAAUAUCAUCCAGCAACCACCAUCACUAUCACCAACAUCCACCUGCUAUUGCAGAGGAACCUUCGCCAGAAUUGGUUAGUAGCGAUACAACUACUGUAGCAUCAUUAAGUCAACAUAGCGGCAUGAGCGAACCUCAUCCUAUGGCAUCAGCAGGGGGAGGCAAUUCAUCGUCAAUGUUCUCUAUCUAUUCUUCAACGCCAGCUUCGGACAUUGGUCGCAGCCGUGCGUUUUCAGCCAGCACAGCCAUGACCAGCAGUGCAGCGGGGAUAAAAACCUUUUCGUCUUCACCUUCAUCGUCGAAUAACAGCGAUAUAAAUAACGCAAGCUCAUCGAAUGCAGUCUACAAAAAAUCUUCACAUGCACGCACACUACCACAUUUGCACCUUUCCAAGCAGCAGGCUCACUAUCCUGACAAUACUUAUGGAGGAGAGCACAUGAACAGCCAACAGCAAGGACAAGGAUAUAGUUCUUCAUCCAUUUUCCGAAGCAACAGUAAUGUACAAAGCAACGGUAGCGUGCAGCUAGUGCGGCCCCCUGAGCCGAGAUCACAUGUAGCCAUGCUGCAACCACUGAUGGUCAAAAGCGUCCAUCAAGAACCAUUGGCAAGCAUCACUUUUAGGGAGGAUGCCAUUAUGACAAGCGACCGAAGGGGACAUAUUAAAGUCUGGAAGCGUCCACCUGUUUCACCUCAACACCGUUGAAGACAAUUCUUACUCUUAUAACAGAUAUAAAAAAAAAUGCCAAUGUAUCUCCUCCUCAACUCUGAUGACUAUGCUCUUUCUUCAAUUGGUAUAUUAUUAUUAUUAAGGCCAUUACUUACAUACAAAUGAUUAAAGGGAAG
Molecule: messenger RNA, 2159 nt
Organism: Lobosporangium transversale
Lineage: Eukaryota; Fungi; Mortierellomycota; Mortierellomycetes; Mortierellales; Mortierellaceae
Product: WD40-repeat-containing domain protein
Exons: 8
Coding region: 157-2019 (620 amino acids)
Biological process (GO): carbon catabolite repression of transcription
Cellular component (GO): nucleus; cell tip; cell division site
Molecular function (GO): protein binding
Source: RefSeq, a predicted model, not a curated record